UUUUGCAACUGAUCAUCAAACAGUAGCUAAAGGUGUUUUGGCUUUGGGUUCUUGGUUUGUCUAUGGAAAAAAUUUGAAAACCAAAGAGGAAGAGAGAGAGGUGUUUGUGGGAACUCACUUUGAAGUUGAACUUUCUUGAAGAAAUUAUCUUUUCUUCUUUUUAAAUUUUAUCUUCUUUCUUUGUAAGUGUUCUCUUUCUUUUUUUUUUUUCGGUGUGUGUGUGUGCAAAAUUAAUGGCUACUGAAGAGGUCAAUAAGCCUCCUUCACUUCCUUCUUACCCACAGAUGAUUGUUAAUGCCAUUGAAGCAUUGAACGACAAGAAUGGCUCAAACAAGACUUCAAUAUCCAAAUACAUUGAAUCGCAGUAUGGCGAUUUGCCUGCUGGUCAUACCACCCUCCUUUCUCACCAUCUUAAUAGAAUGAAAGAAACUGGAGAGCUCAUUUUUUGGAAAAACAAUUACAUGAAAGCAGACCCCAAUGCCCCACCAAGGCGUGGCCGUGGGAGGCCUCCGAAAUCCAAGGAUCCAUUGCCGCCGGGCGUGGUUUUAAGCCCUGCAAGGCCCAGAGGCCGCCCUCCUAAGGACCCCAAUGCUCCCCCUAAGUCCCCCAAGCCUAAGGUGGCUUCUGGGACUGGGAAACCACGUGGAAGGCCAAGGAAGAUGGCGCGGCCAGCAGGGGGAAUCGGUGGGAGUUCCACAACUACAAUGGUGGCCGCGGUAAGGCCUAGGGGGCGUCCUCCUAAGGUGAAGGCUUCGGCUUUGACUGAAGCUAACACUGGUCUUGGAAAGGUGGAGAGUGAAUUUUAGUUAUUACUAAUGUUAAUUGGGUGGUUCUGUUGCUUGACAUUGGUUUCGGGAUGCUAUUUGGUCAGUGCUAAUUCAAGUUAUUCAACAUGGAAGAUUCGGGGGGUGUUUGUUAGGUCUUAUUCUUGGUCUUCGGUGAAACUGUGGUUGAUGUGAGAUGUGACACACAGUUUACCCAGCUUGAAGAUUUGGAAAAAGGGGAUCAGACAAGUUUGAGAUGAUUGUUGUUUGAUGACUAUGGUGACCAUGUUUGCUCUAAUAUCCAAUGCCUUUGGAAACCUUGUACGGGAUCUUCCCUUGACAAAUCCCCGAGAAAGCGGAUGGCUGGUCUUGAUUUCUGAUCCUGGUGUGUGUGUAUUGGUCUUUGUCAGAAGUCCUCUUGGCCCACCCUUGGAUUGGUGAUUUGUGAGGGAGCCCUUUCCUUCAUGUGGGUCACUUCGGCAGACCGGGGUGGGGGAGGGAGUGCGAGUGGUCUCUUAAUUAGAGUAUGGCAAAGCAAUGUGAAUUACAAGAAAAUUGAAAUCAAUUUAUAUCAUUGGAAGUGGGAGCAAACAUUUUCCUCCUGUUAUUACAAGUCACCAAUAUUCUUACUUGUACAAAAUAGAAUAACUCAACUGUAUUACAACAGAGUUGCAGAAUUUUCAACGUAUGCCUUUUGUCUGUG
Messenger RNA from Theobroma cacao (cacao), 1467 nucleotides. Its product is annotated as HMG-Y-related protein B-like. Gene Ontology annotation, cellular component: nucleolus; nucleus; chromatin. The record is from RefSeq and is a predicted model, not a curated record. Gene Ontology annotation, biological process: negative regulation of DNA recombination; chromosome condensation; nucleosome assembly. Gene Ontology annotation, molecular function: nucleosomal DNA binding; double-stranded DNA binding. Lineage: Eukaryota; Viridiplantae; Streptophyta; Magnoliopsida; Malvales; Malvaceae.